AUGAUGGUAGAGGCCUGUGUAAAGAAGAUUUCAGUGCUUCGACUAUGCCUUCUGCUAUUUGACAUUCAUUUUUGUGUGCGCCUACUUUCACAAACAGAAAGCUUUAACUUGGAUCGAUUAUUGGAAACAUUUGAGUUAAAAUAUUCACGUAAACAACCGGAAGUGAAAAAAUUAUGCAAUAUCGAGAAGGUGAAAUUAAAAGUAUCACCAAAGAAUAUCUUAAAAUCAGUGUUAUCAUUCUUUCCCAUACUUUAUUGGCUUCCAAAAUACAACUGGAAAAGAGAUCUAACUGGCGAUAUUAUCGGAGGCUUAACUGUUGGUAUCAUGCAAGUUCCUCAAGGAAUGGCAUAUGCAAAUUUGGCUAGUCUUCCACCAGUUUAUGGGAUGUAUACGUCAUUUUUCACUUCAACUUUUUAUGCAUUUUUUGGAACAUCACGACAUAUUUCUAUCGGUGUUUUUGCCGUGGCAAGCUUGAUGGUAGGAGCAGUGCGAUUACGUUUUAUACCGGAUCCAGAUGUGAUCUUUGAGAUGGUAAAUGGUACUAGUACAGAAAUUGUAAAAGCAGUAGCAGGUCCGAUUGAUUUUGGUUAUAAAGUAUCUCCAAUUAUGCUUACAAGUACGCUUGCUAUGACUGUUGGAUUGUUUCAAUUGGUGAUGGCAAUGAUGGGUAUAGCAUUCUUUACAAAUUAUAUGUCGGAUGCUCUUAUUUCCGGUUUCACAACUGGAUCAGCAUUUCAUGUUUUCACGGCACAACUCAAUAAAAUUAUCGGUGUUAAGUUAUCGCGUUAUUCCGGUUUCGGCAUGCUAUUCUAUAUGAUGCGUGAUCUGAUAUUGGCUUUACCACAUACCAAUUACUGGACUUUGGGGAUAUCAAUAUCGUCCAUUAUGUUUUUAUCUAUUGGUCGUGACUAUAUAAAUCCGUGGUUUAAAAAACGAUCACCUGUACCACUGCCUAUUGAGCUCAUUUUAGUUAUUUUGAUAACGAUAUUUUCGGUAUUUAUGGAUCUGAAAAACAAUUAUGAUGUAAAAAUUGUUGAUUAUAUUCCACAAGGAGUUCCUAUACCAUCAUUACCGAACUUUGACCUAAUACCAUAUCUUUUAAAUGAUGCCUUUGCAAUAGCAAUUAUUUCAUAUAUGUUUGUUAUAUCAAUGGCUAAAUUAUUUGCAAAGAAGAGACACUAUGAGAUUGAUCCUACACAGGAAUUAUAUGCUGUUGGCUUAAUGCAUACAUUAUCAUCUUUUUUCCCGGUUUUUCCUGCCGGUUGUUCACUUUCACGAUCAGCUGUAUGCGAACAAUCUGGCGCUAAUACUCAGUUGAAUAUUUUAUUCUCAAGUGCAUUAUUGUUAAUUGUUAUUGCUUUUACUGGACCACUUCUUGAAUCUCUUCCAAUGUGUGUGCUUGCUUGCAUUGUAAUUGUAAGUUUGAAAAGUCUAUUUAUGCAAUUCGCUGAAUUGUCAAAGUUGUGGCGAAUUUCAAAAUUUGAUUUCGCAGUAUGGUUGGUGAGUUGCGUAGCGACGAUGUCGUUCGAUGUAAUGACCGGCCUUAUGAUAUCAGUCUUUUUUACACUCUUCUCUGUGGCUCUUAGAGAGCAACGGCCUAAUAUAUUCAUAAUGGGUAGGACAGCACAUCGUGAAAUCUACAAACCUUUGGUUUAUUAUCAUGGAUUAAAAUUAGCAAAUGAAAAUGCUAAAAUUAUUCGUUUCGAAGCACCUCUCAAUUUUGUUACUGUUUCAACUUUUUGUGAUAAAAUAAGCGAUAUUUUACGAGCUGAUGCAAGUGAAAAUUGUAAAUUGCAAAGUAUAAAAAAUGAUGAAAAAAUAACAACUUCUAAGACAAUAACAGAACCAAAUUACGAAGAAUUAUUGCAAAAAGAAGUGAUAAUGACGAAUAAUAGUAAUCAACAACAAUCAUGGUGUGAAAUUGUUUCUCCAACAAUUCUUAUCAUUGAUUGUGGAGCCAUAUCAAAUAUCGAUACAAUGGGUAUUGAAGCUAUCAAAGAGAUAUAUUUACAAGGAAGAGAAAUGAAUAAAACAGUUCUGUUCGCGAAUAUAUCAGAAACAAUAUUAGACACAUUGGAGCGUAUCGAUUUCUAUUGUUCAGUACCGAAAACUUCCUUUUAUCCAUCUGUAGAAGAAGCUGUUCGUAGUGCUAAUAGUGAUACAUUUCAAUAG
Cercopithifilaria johnstoni is the source of this 2172-nucleotide messenger RNA. Lineage: Eukaryota; Metazoa; Nematoda; Chromadorea; Rhabditida; Onchocercidae. The record is from the annotation of a GenBank genome assembly.